AUGUCCAGCGGCGCACUGCCCACGGACGGCUCCCACACGUUCCGUCCAAAGAUCAAUAGACACAGUCGUCGCCUCACGAGCGGCCUCCUCUCUGUGGAGGAGCGCCAGAAGUAUGACAUUGCACGACGGGAGAGCCACCACCGCGAACUCGUGGCCAGGAUCGAGGAGGAGCGUCAACUCUUCGAGACAUUCAGGCCCGCCACCAACCGCCGCAGUGCGAGGCCCAGUGGCGUGGGCGGCGGAAGCAACGGUAGCUUCAGCGGCGGUCAACCAGCGCUCAUACCAAAGACAAAGCCAGGGGAUCCCGAGGAAACGUUCCGGCCUGUCAUCAACGCCAAGAGUCAGCGCAUGAUGACGGAUGGUACUUGGCAGAGUUCCCAGCAACAGGCGCAGGAGGUUCGCCAGCGCGUGCAAACGCUGUGGCGCUCCCACGCAGAUAUUGGCAGUGGCGAAAUCACACUGGGUGGANGCGCAGGAGGUUCGCCAGCGCGUGCAAACGCUGUGGCGCUCCCACGCAGAUAUUGGCAGUGGCGAAAUCACACUGGGUGGAGUGUACGCGGCGCUCAAGGAGUUGGGGCUUCAGCCGCCAUCCCCCAUGGUUGA
Molecule: messenger RNA, 603 nt
Organism: Trypanosoma grayi
Lineage: Eukaryota; Euglenozoa; Kinetoplastea; Trypanosomatida; Trypanosomatidae
Exons: 1
Coding region: 1-603 (200 amino acids)
Source: RefSeq, a predicted model, not a curated record